ACUAAUCUUCGUUCACUCCUCAUCAUCAACUUUGCCUUUGUCUCAGAGACACGACAAGGAAGUGGAGUCUCCCAGCAUGACACAACACACUGCCCGUGUCCUCUCGUCCGGCUGGGAGUUUAAGUCGGACGCGGAUGAGAAAUGGCUCCCGGUCUCGGGGUCCCCCAGCAACGUCCAUACCGAUCUGAUGCGGCAUGGUCUGAUACCCGACCCGUUCCAAGACACUAACGAACUGGAAGUCCGCUGGGUUGCCGAGCGGACGUGGCGGUAUCGAACCUCGUUUGCGACGCCGAGUUGUUAUGGGCGGGCCCGGGGAGUCAGGGUCGAUCUCGUGUUCGAGGGGCUCGACACCUUCGCGACGGUGACGCUCAAUGGCCAGGUCAUUCUGCGGUCGGACAAUAUGUUCCUCGAGCACCGAGUCGACGUCGGCGACGUUCUGGUGGACGGCGCCGAAGAGGAGAGCAUCAACACCUUGGAGAUCGCGUUCGAGCCUGCGGGCCGGCGGGGCCUGGAACUCGUCCGGGCCCAUCCCGAGCACGAGUUCAUUGUUCACCAGACGGAGGUCAGCAGGGGGCCGGUCCGGAAGGCCCAAUAUCAUUGGGGCUGGGAUUGGGGCCCCAUCCUCUUGACGUGUGGCCCGUGGAAACCGGUAAGGCUGGAGACAUAUGUCGGCAGGAUCGAAGACGUCAGGGUAGACUACGAGAUUUGCAGCACGGGCCGGGCGGAGGGAGAUGGGCGCCCGAUCGUCGAGGCGACCGUGCACGCUCACGUCUUGGGCCCGGCGGCGGAGCUCGAGGCCGAGCUGCUCCUAUCCGGUGAACGAGUGGCCAGUUGGAGGGACCGCAUGGGCGACGAUGCCGCCGCUGGUGGUCCGCCGCCGUCGUCGUCGUCGUCGUCGCGGCGAUACUCGUCCCCCCGGCUCCGGAUCGAGCGGGCGGAGCUGUGGUGGCCGCGAGGAUACGGUCCGCAGUCCCUAUACGAGUUGAAGCUGCGGAUCCUGGCCGCGGACGGGUUGACGGUCUUGGCGGAGGAGCACCGGAGGAUCGGGUUUCGCAAGGUCGAGCUGAUCCGAGAAGAGGAUCGGUUCGGGCAAUCCUUCUACUUCCGCGUCAACGGCGUGGACGUGUUCUCGGGCGGCUCUUGCUGGGUCCCCGCGGACAGCUUCCUGCCCGAGAUCUCUCCGGAGCGCUACCGGGACUGGAUCCGGCUGGUCGCCGAGGGCAACCAGAACAUGGUCCGCGUCUGGGGCGGGGGCGUCUACGAGCCGGACGUCUUCUACGCGGCAUGCGACGAGCUCGGCAUCAUGGUCUGGCAGGACUUCAUGUUCGCCUGCGCGUCGUACCCGACCUACCCGGCCUUCCUCGACUCGGUCGCCCGGGAGGCGCGCCAGGCGGUCCGGCGCCUCCGGCACCACCCGUGCGUCGUGCUCUGGUGCGGCAACAACGAGGACUACCAGCUGGUCGAGCGGUACGGGCUCGAGUACCGCUUCGAGGAGGACAGGGACCCGGCGUCCUGGCUCCGGUCGACCUUCCCGGCGCGGUACAUCUACGAGCACCUGCUCCCGGGCGUGGUGCGAGACGAGAACCCCGCGGGGGCAGGGGCGACCCCUUACCACCCGGGCAGCCCCUGGGGCGACGGCAGGAGUACGACGCUCCGGGUCGACCCGACGGUCGGCGACGUGCACCAGUGGGAGCUCUGGAACGGCGAGGCGCGGCCGUGGCAGUUGCUUCCGCGGAUGGGCGGGCGGUUUGUGAGCGAGUUCGGCAUGUUGAGCCACCCGCACGCCGACACGGUCGCGCGCUUCGUCUCGGACCCGGCGGAGCGGCGCGCGGGGAGCCGGACGAUGGACUUCCACACCAAGGCGGUCGCGCACGAGCGCAGGCUGCUCGCGUACGUGGGCGAGAACUUCGGGGUCGCCCGGGCCGCCGGGGGCGGGGGCGCGGGAGCGUUCGCGCACCUGACGCAGGUGGUGCAGGCGGACGCGGUCGCGGCCGCGUACCGGUCCUGGCGGAGGCACUGGGGCCGGCCGGGGGAGCGGCGGUGCGGAGGCGUGCUGGUCUGGCAGCUCAACGACUGCUGGCCCGCCGUCUCGUGGGCCGUGGUGGACUACUACCUGGUCAGGAAGCCGGCCUUCUACGCGAUCCGGCGGGCCCUGGCGCCGCUCGCCGUGGGCGUGGCGCGCAAGUUCCACGACUGGACGACCCGGCCGGCCGACGCGCUCUGGCGGCGGAACACGGGCCACGUCGACCCGCGCGGGAUGCUGACCGACGUCGAGUUCGACGUCUGGGUCUCCAGCUCGAGGUCGGACGCCGUGCGGGCGAGGGCGGUCGUGCGCUUCGUCUCGGUCCGGUCGGGCCGCGAGGUGGGGGACCGGAUCGAGCGCGAGGUGCAAGUAGGGCCGAACGGCUGCACCGAGCUGCUGGUGGGUUACAAGUUCGACUGGCGCACGGCGGCGGUGGCCGAACCGGAGCACUUUGUCAUCCACGUGGCGCUGUGGGUGGGUGGCGUCCAGGUCAGCAGCGAUACCUCGUGGCCCGAUCCGAUCAAGUACCUCGACUUCCCGGACAGGGGCGUCUCGGUGAGGCACCUCGGCCCCGGCCUCGUCGAGGUCUCGGCCCAGCGGCCGGUAAAGGGGUUUGUCUUCUCCGAGAAGCGCGGCGUCAAGCUUAGCGACAACGGCUUCGAUCUGGUGCCCGGAGACGAACCCAAGAGGGUAGAGGUCCAAGGCUGUGAGGUCGAUGAACUCUCAUGGACUUUCGUCGGUCAAUGA
Molecule: messenger RNA, 2770 nt
Organism: Thermothelomyces thermophilus ATCC 42464
Lineage: Eukaryota; Fungi; Ascomycota; Sordariomycetes; Sordariales; Chaetomiaceae
Product: glycoside hydrolase family 2 protein
Exons: 1
Coding region: 77-2770 (897 amino acids)
Biological process (GO): glycoprotein catabolic process
Molecular function (GO): beta-mannosidase activity
Source: RefSeq, a predicted model, not a curated record